Molecule: messenger RNA, 8166 nt
Organism: Vicia faba (fava bean)
Lineage: Eukaryota; Viridiplantae; Streptophyta; Magnoliopsida; Fabales; Fabaceae
Source: the annotation of a GenBank genome assembly
AUGUACCCUAACCAUUUCCCCGGCGGCCACCGCCCUCCAGGCUGUCCUCCUCCAUCAACCGUCCCAAACCCUAACGCGUUCUUCCAAGCAGCUCACAACUUCCAUCCCCCACCAAACCCUUCCUGGCCUUUCCCGUUUCAAAACUACCCCUCUUUCCCUCCUCCGCCGCAAAACCCCUAUGCCUUCCCUCCUCCCCCGACAAACCCUCCCGGCUGUGAUCCUCCAUCGCAAAACCAUCCCGCUUUUACUCCACGGCCGCUAAACCCCUCUGGCCCCGCUCCCCCACCGCAAAACCUGCCUGUUUCCGCUCCCCGGCCGCAAAACCAGCAUGCCUCUGCUCCUCUUCAGCAAAAUCCCAAACAGGCUAUCGCCAUGGCUGAAAAUGCUUCCUCCAAGGCCUGCCGUGAUAUUCUCGCUGCCGGAGACUCUGUUUCGGCAUGGAAAGUGUCUCAGAAAGCUCUCUUGACACUGCAAGUUGAUUCUUUGAAUUCUCUGGGCAUUAAAAUGCAGCAGGUUCCCACACUUCACCGCCUUAUGCUCACUGAAGGAAAGGUCAAUGCUUUUAUCCAUUGCUUUGUUGGGGUUCGGAGGAUCACUUCUUUGUAUGAUUUGGAAGUGGCACUUUGCAAUAACGAGGGUGUUGGUAGCUUUGAAGAGCUUGGAUUAGGGCCUUUGUUGCGCCACCCUUUAGUUAUUCAUUAUUUCUCCAUUCGUUCCGAUGUGACUCAAGUGUUUAAGAUAACUAGUGAGGAGAUAAUUCAGUUUCUAAGCAAAUUUUUAGACGCUUCUAAAGCUAAAGCAGUCAUCGGAAUCGAAGAGUUUCUCGAGUUUAUUGCCACAAAGCGAUCGGUUGAGCGCAGGGAAUUGCUUGGGAUUCGAAUUCAGAACUUGGGAAUGCACAUAACUGCCAUAAGAGAAGCUAAAAAAGCAGAGGAAUCUACACUAGAGAAAUGCUUGAAGACAUUAAGAUCAAAAAGUGACAAGUUUAGGAAUUGUCUUAUUUCUUCUUCUCAGAAAAAGCAGUUAGAUGAACGUUUUAGCACCAUUGCUCAGCGUGUAGAGUCAUUUUCUUCUGUUGAAAAAUCUUUUCGCGGCAAGCAUGUUAGAUUCACAUCGUCAAGCUCAGAAGAUGAAGUUGGUGAUUAUUCUUCAGAUAACGAUCAGAAUGAUAAUAUUAUUAUGAGCAGUUGGUCAAAUCCUUCAUCAAAAUUUGGCAAAAGUUCAGAACGAAUGAGUAGCUGUCCCUACCCAUCUGCAACCGAAGAGAUGGCACGCCUUGUGGUGAAGGGUGAUAAGCAGGGAGACUCCCUUUCUAAUAGCAGCCUUAGAAAGGGAUUUAGUGAGCCCCCUAGUAAAAAAAGAAAAACUGAAAAUGUUACUUCUUCCAAAUCUCCACCUUUUAAGUUUUUUAACAAGUAUAAAAAAGUUGAUCCAACCCCAAUAGUAAAUGUUAACACAACCAAGAUGUUUGUCACAACCUGGAAGGAAGCGUGUUUGGAGCACAAGGUUGCUGAGGUUUUGGAGAGGAUGCUUCAAUUCUAUGGAGUAAAACCUCGGGAAAAGAACAAAAUCCGAAUGUUGUUAAUGUCAUACCCCUUAGUUGGGUUAUUAAAUACUGCUGUUUCUGCUAUCAAAUCUGGAAUGUGGAAUAGCAUCUAUGAUACCUUCCAAGUCUUCAACCAUAGCGAACUAACUAACUCACCGACCAAAAGUUCUGAAUACGAGACCUUAGAUAUUGAACCCAGCCUUGAAAAUGUACCUCUGGUAGCAAAGGAUAGUGCAGAGAAUACAAAAUGCAUUUCUGCUGAAGAUGUCGUCAGAAAAAUUGGAAUGUAUUUUGACCUUGAUAAUGAAUUUGGUGUGAAGAACUUCAACUCUCUUGGUCAUGGGGAUCUCUUAUCAUUUCUUGAGAAGAGCGUUGACCAGUUGCCUCGAGAGCUGCUCAAAUUAUUAGGCGGUGGCAUGUGCGAGAAUUCCUCUUUCAAGGCCUGCAUGUCCUCAAAUGAGUUGGUUGCUCUACUCUCUCAGGCUAUUAGUAGUUUGUGGGAGAAUGAAACAGUAACCAAGCAGAUUAUUUCCAUGCUGCUUAUGAGGCAGUUUCCUUCAAUUGGUUUUGAAUUUGUGGAAAGUGGGUCUCUUGAGGAUCUUCUGGAUACCGUUCGAGAGCAUAAAUCUAACGUGACUUCGAAUUGCGUUGUAUUUUCUGCAACCAUGUUUGAAGAGCACUAUCACAUAGACUCCUCAAGUGACGGAGAUAACAAUUGGUCCGGAAUCACCACUGAUAGUUCUGAAAUGGCCCAUAAAACAAAAAGCUCUGAAACUAUUACAGCAAAAAAUGCAAUUGAAGUAUUACUUAAGUCACCAAUGUUGUCUGACUUGAGCAAGUGGUCUCAUUGGGAUCUUAUGUUUGCACCCUCCCUUGGCUCGCUAGUAUCAUGGUUGUUGAAUGACGUAAAUACCGAAGAAUUAUUGUGUUUGGUUACCAGAGAUGGAAAGGUGAUACGGAUAGAUCACUCUGCAACCUUGAAAUCUUUCCUUGAGGCUGCAGUUCAAGGAUCCUCUUUCCAAACUGCAGUGAGUUUACUGUCUUUGAUCUCACUAUUUGGAGGGAAAAGAAAAGUUCCACUGUCACUUCUAAAACGCGACUCUUGCAGUGCAUUUGAAGUCCUGUUCAGAAACUUUGUGGAAGAUAUUGAAGUUGGUGAUGAUAGAAAUGCUUUCCAGUCUGGGGAAGCUUUAUGUAAAACAAAAAUAUUAGCUGAAGUUUCAACUACUAAAAUGAGUGGUGAGUUUAGCAAGCACUUACUUAAAGUGAAUAAGGCAGUAUCACUUAUGUCCAAGUUUGUCCUUGAUUGUCUUGGUUAUCUACCCGCCGAAUUUCAUAGCUUUGCUGCUGACAUGUUGCUCUCUGGGAUGCGAUCUGUUUUCAAGGAUGCUGCUGCAGCUAUUUUAUGUGAAUGCAGCAACAUGGAGCAGCAUCUCAUGCUUCAUGAAAUAGGGUUGUCUCUGGGUAUUACUGAGUGGAUUAAUGAUUACAAUGCAUUUAUUUUGAACAGCACUUUUGAUCAGUUUUGUGCUCAUGUUUCAUGCUUAAAAGAUGGCAAAACUAAAAUAAGCACAGGACUGAAGCAUGACCAAGAAUUCUUGGAUAAGUCUCUUGUGCCUGAAGUGGAUAUGGUUACAUCACUCAUGCUCGGUGAGCUCAAUGAAAGGUGUACUGAAAUUAGUCAAACAGUUGAUGCAGAAAAAUCUGUUGACAAAUCUAUGACUAGUCACGUAGAAGAUUCACUUAAAAGUGGCAAAGAUAUUGAUUCUAUUUUGGUCAUUGAAUCUAUUAGGCAGGAUGAGUUUGGCCUAGAUCCUAGUCUUUCUGAAACUGACAGUUGUAUGUUGAAGAAGCAGCAUGCUAGGUUAGGGAGAGCAUUGCAUUGUCUUUCACAAGAGCUUUAUUCUCAAGAUUCACAUUUUAUCCUUGAAUUGGUUCAAAAUGCAGAUGAUAAUAAUUAUUCCGAAAGUGUGGAGCCAACUCUUGCUUUCAUUCUUCAAAAUUCUGGUAUUGCUGUAUUGAAUAAUGAGCGAGGAUUCUCUGCUCAAAAUAUGAGAGCACUUUGUGAUGUUGGAAAUUCAACCAAGAAGGGGUCCAAUACUGGAUACAUAGGGAAGAAAGGCAUUGGCUUCAAGUCUGUUUUCCGUGUCACAGAUGCUCCUGAGAUUCAUUCCAAUGGUUUUCACGUUAAAUUUGACAUUAGUGAAGGCCAGAUUGGUUUUGUUUUGCCCACAUUAGUUCCUCCGUGUAAUAUUGAGGUGCUCGGGAAGAUGGCAUUUACUGGCACUGAUUCAUAUGGUGAUAAUCCCUGGAAUACAUGCAUUCUACUUCCAUUCAGAUCUCAUCUAUCAGAAGGAACUGUCAUAAAUAGUAUUAUGACUAUGUUUUCAGAUCUUCAUCCUUCAUUGUUACUAUUCCUUCACCGGCUUAAGUGUAUCAAGUUGAGAAAUUUGCUUAAUGAUACACUUAUUGUUAUGAAAAAAGAAAUUUCAGAAGAUGGUAUCAUCAAGGUUUCUCACGGGAAAGAGAAAAUGGCAUGGUUUGUAGUAUCUCAAAAGUUGCAGACAAAUUCCAUCCGCUUUGACGUGCAAACAACUGAAAUAUCUAUGGCGUUUACACUGCAGGAAUUGGAUGAUGGUUACAGUCCCUGCUUAAACCAGCAGCCAGUUUUUGCUUUCCUUCCUUUAAGAACAUAUGGCCUGAAAUUUAUUCUUCAAGGUGAUUUUGUUCUUCCCUCAUCCAGAGAGGAAGUUGAUGGAGAUAGCCCAUGGAACCAAUGGUUGUUGUCAGAGUAUCCUAAUUUGUUUGUCAGAGCAGUGAGAGAGUUUUGCGAGCUUCCCUGUUUUAAGAGUGAGCCUGGAAAGGGAUUGUCUGCUUUCAUGAGCUUCAUUCCUUUAGUUGGGGAAGUGCAUGGUUUUUUCUCCACUCUCCCUCGUUUGAUUAUUUCAAAAUUACGCAUGAUGAAUUGCUUACUUGUGGAGGGUGACAUCAAUGGAUGGGCCCCUCCAUGCAAGGUAUUGAGAGGUUGGACUGAACAGGUCCGCUGUCUUCUUCCUGAUAAUGUACUUUUUGAACACCUAGGGCUCAGAUACUUGGAUAGAAAUGUACUAUUGUCUGAUGCAUUAGCAAGAGCACUUGGCGUUGAAGAGUUUGGGCCUUUAGUACUUGUUAGAGUAAUGUCAUCUUUGUGUUACGCAAAGAAUGGGCUGAUAUCAAUGAAUAUGAGUUGGUUGGCGUCUUGUCUAAAUACACUCUAUGUGUUGAUGUUUGAUUCAUCUGGCACAAUGUCAAUCAAUUUUGAAGUAAAAGAUGAUAUUCUAAAACGCCUUAAAAAAACACCGUUCAUUCCACUUUCAGAUGGUGCAUAUGGUUCCGUGGAUGAAGGAACUAUAUGGUUGCAGUCCAAUACUUUUAACACAGGAUUUGAUGGCGAGCAUAAAAUGGAAGCUUUCCCUAAUAUAUGUGCUAGACUACGGACUGUAAGUCCUUCCCUUCUUUCCGCAGCUUCUGGUACUUCAAGCUUGAAUGUCACUCCUUUGGAUAAUGUUACUCGGUUACUCGAGACUAUUGGUGUUCAACAAUUGUCUGCACAUGAUGUUGUGAAGUUGCAUAUUUUACCUGUGUUAUCUGAUGAAACAAUGGCAAGCAAGAACAAAAUGUUGAUGAUUGAAUAUAUAUGUUUUGUAAUGCUGCACCUGAAAUCUACUUGUUCUGAUUGUUUCAUUGAAAGGGAGCAUAUCAUCUCAGAAUUGCAAAGUAACUCUUUAUUAUUGACAGAUUGUGGUUUUAAAUGUCCUGCUAAGGUGCCAAUUCAUUUCUGUACUGGAUUUGGGAAUCCUGUCACUGCAAAAAAGUUGGCUGAUGCUGUGAAUAUGAGGUGGUAUGAAGUUGACAUCAGCUAUCUAAAGCACCCAGUAAAUGAGUCGGUUUCAUCUUCACUAGUCAAGUGGAGGGAAUUUUUUGAGGAAAUUGGGAUCACUGAUUUUGCUCAAAUAGUUCAGGUGGAGAAGAGUGUUGUUAACAUAUGUGAUGCCACUUUUAAGCAGGAGAUGUGGGACAUGGGUCUAAUAUCUGCUGAAUCAAUGGUCAAAGAUUGGGAGUCCCCAGAAAUAGUGCAAUUAGUAUCAUUAUUGUCUAACAGUGGCGAUCGAGAAAAUUGUAAGUACCUCUUGGAGGUUCUUGAUACAUUAUGGGAUGCUUGCUAUGGUGAUAAAGCUAGAAGUUAUUUUGUCUCUAAAUCUGUUGGAGAUGGCCACCCCUUUAAGUCUACUUUUAUAUCUAACUUAUGUGAUAUUCGAUGGGUGGUAUCAACCAUGGAUGAUGAGCUACACUAUCCUAAAGAUUUAUUUUAUGAUUGUGAAGCAGUCCGGCUGAUCCUUGGAGCUUUUGCGCCAUAUGCUGUUCCAAAGGUGAAAAGUGAAAGAUUGGUGAACGAGAUUGGGUUAAAGACUAGAGUUACUCUUGGUGACAUUUUGAAUAUUUUUGAAGCCUGGAGAAAAUCAUCGAAGACUUCAUUCAAAGCCAGCAUAAGCCAAAUGUCUAAAUUUUACACAUUCAUUUGGAAGGAAACGGAAGCUCCAAAGCAGAAAACCCUGCAAGAUUUGAUGGCUGGGCCUUUUAUUUUUGUCCCUAACUCUGCUGUUCAUAGUCAUGAUGAUGAUGUUUUCGGGACGUUGGUGCAUCCCAAUGAAGUCUAUUGGCAUGAUCCAAUUGGUUCUGUUCAGAAGAUGGAGGAGUUUGAUACCCAAAGCAGCUCAUCCUACUCACCAAUUAACAAGUCACUGCGCAAUAUUUAUCCUGACCUUCGUGGUUUCUUUGUUGACGAGUGUGGGGUCCAAGAGGCACCUCCUCUACACAGCUAUAUUCAAAUUUUGCUGCAGUUAUCAGCCGUCACUUUGCCUUCACAAGCAGCAGAUAAAAUUUUCCAAGUUUUCCUCGUGUGGGCAAAGGGACUAGAAUCUGGUUUGUUAAAUGUUGAGGAUGUCAUGUAUCUGAAAGACUGUCUUUCAAAAUUAGAAUUUCCCGUGCUUCCCACUGUGCAAGAUAAGUGGGUUUCGCUACAUCCUUCCUUUGGUCUUAUCUGCUGGUGUGAUGAUAAGGAGUUGAAAGAAGAUUUUAAGCAUUCAGAUAACCUUGACUUUCUUUAUUUCGGUGAAGUAACCGAGGACAAUAAAGAAACUGCGCUUAAAAAAAUUUCUUUCCUUAUGAAAAAUUUAGGUAUUCCAGCUAUCUCAGAGGUGGUAACUCGUGAGGCAAUAUAUUAUGGUCUAUCUGAUUGUAGAUUUAAAGAAUCAUUGAUCAAUAUUACUCUUCCAUAUGCUCAGCGCUACAUUUACAAAUCUCAUAAAGAUAAAUAUAUUCAACUUAAGCAGUCUGGUUUUGGUAUUUUGAACGAUCUUAAAGUCAUCGUUGUUGAGAAGCUGUUCUACCGAAAUGUUAUAAAGGGCUGUGACAGUGUUUCAAACAAGCGGGUUGAAUGUAGUUGUCUUCUCCAGGGAAACAUUUUGUACACCAUUCAAGAAGCAGACCAUCUUUCCUUGUUUAUGGAGCUUUCCAAUUUAUUGCUUGAUGGGAUUGAUGGGGAUUAUAAAAUUCACAUGGCAAAUUUCCUUCAUACAAUAACAAACAGUUCAGAAUCUGAGUCCCGUGAGAAAAUGUUGAAUAGCCAAAAGGUGCCUAAGCUUCCUGAUGAAGAACCUGUUUGGGCACUAUCUACCGUGUCUUCAAUGUUAGAGGAUGAAAUAUCACUCUCUUCAGAUAAUGUUUCACCAUCGAAUGAACAACAGACAUUGCCGUUGCCUAAAAGGAAGAGCGGAAUAUCCUCAAAAUGGCCACCUGCUGAUUGGAAAAAUGCACCAGAUUUCAAUUAUGCCCGUGCCAAUGGAUUCAAGACCCAACCUGCCCUGAUUAGUAGUGUUUCUGAAGUGAAAAAUGAUUAUAAUUUUGAAGGUGUUAGUGCUCCAACUGUUUGUUAUGAACAUGGAUCAGUUUCUGUUGACCGGAAUGUCAUAGAUGAUCUACAAACAAAUUCAGCGUCCUUAGCAUUGCAUGAAACUGAAAACUAUAAAAAUCAAUCCUACCAUGGUUUUGAGCCGACUAGUUUUCACCAUAUCGAAUUUGAUCCUGCUAGUUUGGGUGAUGAUAUGGAUGAAUCCCGAGUUAAAGCUCACUUGGGUUCCCCAGCUUUUAGCAUGAGAGACCGGCUUCAAACUGGUACAUAUGACGCAGGCCAAGCAAAUGCAACCGGAAGAUUAGGCGAGUUACUUGCAUACAAAUACUUCACUGGUAAAGACGGCAACACUACUGUAAGUUGGGUUAAUGAAGUUAAUGAAACAGGACUUCCGUUUGAUUUAAUCAUUGGAGGAGGUGCCAAUAAAGAGUAUAUCGAAGUUAAAGCAACUAGGUCUCCAAGAAAAGACUGGUUCCACAUCUCAACGAGAGAAUGGCAGUUUGCAGUUGAGAAAGGAGAAUCUUUUAGCAUUGCAUUUGUUGCAAUAACAGGAAAUAACAAUGCACAGGUUGCUGUAUUCAAAGAUCCAGUAAGGUUGUGUCAGCAAGGUGGACUGCAACUGGUUGUUAUGAUGUCGAAACAACAGAGACAGUUACCUGUUGUCCCAUAG